AUGCACGCAGCUUGCCCGCACCCAGAUUCGUGGACGCUGCUUCAGUCCAAGCGACCGCAGCAACGCAGUGGCAAGUCAACACAGAUGCCACAAUUUCUGUACUCUGCGGGUUUUUUGAAGAGUGGUGGGACAAUCGUAUGCACCCAACCAAGGCGUGUUGCGGCCAUCACGCUUGCCAAGAGGGUGGCAGAGGAGAUGAAUGUGGAGCUUGGGCAGGAGGUUGGCUACUCAGUCCGCUUUGACGAAAACUUCUCCAAACACACCAAGAUCAAGUAUGUGACAGAUGGAAUGCUGUUGCAAGAGGCGCUGCGAAGCCCCAUGCUGACACAACAUAAGGUUGUCAUUGUCGAUGAGGCUCAUGAACGAUCGCUGCAAACGGAUGUGCUGCUUGGAUUGCUGAAGCGAAUUCAGAGGCAACGUAGGGCGGGUUUCCACCUCAUCGUCAUGUCUGCAACGCUUAAUGCGUCUGCCUUCCUGGACUUCUUCAAGGGCUCCCGCGUGGUGUACAUCAGGGGUCGUCAGCAUCCGGUGGAGGUUCACUACACCAAGGUGGCAGAAGAUAGCUACUUGGAUGCUGCACUACAGGCAACCUUGCAGGUACACAUUGAAGAGCCGCGCGGGGAUAUUCUUGUUUUCUUGACGGGCCAGGAUGAGAUAGAGUCCAUAGCUCGCCUGAUGAGGAACGCGGCGUCUUCCCUCAGGGCCACGAUGCAGCAAGUGCUUCAGCUUGAUGUUAUCAGCAUGUACGCUGCCAUGCCACCAGACCAGCAGAUGAAGGCGUUUGAGCCUGCCUCCCCUGGAACCAGGAAAGCAAUUCUGGCCACCAAUAUAGCAGAGACGUCGUUGACGAUCCCAGGUGUGAGGUAUGUCAUUGACACAGGCAUGGUGAAGGCCAGGGGCUACAGUGCGAAAUCGGGCGUGGACUCGCUUCAAGUGGUUCCCAUCUCCCAGUCACAGGCCACACAGCGAAGUGGCCGUGCAGGUCGCGAGGGUCCAGGCAAAGCAUUUCGUCUGUACACCGAAGGAACUUUUUUCAGUCUGCAGCCAGAGACAACGCCAGAGAUUGUGCGAACAAAUUUGAGCAGUUCGGUGAUCAAACUCAAAGCCCUUGGAGUCCAUGACCUGCUGGGUUUCGAUUUCAUGUCCCCACCACCACAAGCUGCCCUCAUGAGAUCGCUGGAGCUCCUGUACGCAUUGGGCGCUCUGAACAAAGAGGGCUGCCUGACGCACCCAGUGGGCGAGCAGAUGAGCCGCCUCCCUGUGGACCCCAUGUUCGGCCGUGUGGUGCUCGCUUCUGGCGAAAUGGGUUGCUGCCAGGAAGCUCUGGCCGUCAUCUCCAUGGUGUCCACGGACAACGUUUUCUUUGAGCCAAGGGAAAACCAGGAGGAAGCGGCCCAACGACGACAGAAGUUCGUCAGCCCAUGGGGGGACCAUCUCACCUUGCUGCACAUUUUCAACCACUACAUCGCCUUGGAGAAGAAGGAGCGCAUGCGUUGGUGCCGUGACCUCUACAUCAAUCACAGGGCGAUGAAGAAGGCCCUCAGCAUCCACGAGCAGCUGGCGGGCUGCUGCGACCAGCUGGGCAUCCCCAUGGCCUCCUGCCACGACGACUCCAGCCCCAUCCGCCGCUCCCUCGUCUCGGGCCUCUUCCCCCACGCCGCCAAGAGGCAGCCGGACAGGAGCUACCGGCUGCUGGCGUCCGCCCAGGGUGUGCACCUCCACCCCUCCUCCGUGCUGUGCGCCAAGCGGCCGGAGUACAUCGUGUUCACCGAGAUGGUGAAGACCAACCGGGUGUACGCGCGCCAGGUCACCGACGUGGAGCCCGGCUGGCUACCUGAGCUUGUGCCUUCGUACUUCUCCCGCCAGGAGGGGCCACGCACGAAGGAGGUUGGCCCGGUGUGA
Ostreobium quekettii is the source of this 1902-nucleotide messenger RNA. NCBI's taxonomy places the organism in Eukaryota, Viridiplantae, Chlorophyta, Ulvophyceae, Bryopsidales, Ostreobiaceae. The record is from the annotation of a GenBank genome assembly.